AUGAAGAUCAUCUGGACUUUCACUCUGCUCAUGAUUCCUGUAUUUUUGUAUAGGAGAGUGGUCAGAGUGCAAAGAUCAAUCAGGACGAAAAUUAAACAUCAGUGGGUUCAGUCUGGAAGAUUCUCUCUGUACGAUGACACAAAAUCAGCAGCCUUCACUGUGACCAUCAGAAAUCUGAGAGAACAGGACUCUGACAUUUAUCACUGUGGAAUUCAAUUAUUUGGACCUGAUUACGACACUGAAGUGAAUCUGAAUGUCCUAAAAGACUUCAGGAAACAGGUGAACACUAAUAGUGGGACAGUGAGAGGAUAUUCAGGAGGAAACAUCACUAUAGACUAUAAAUAUGAGGAAAAACACAAGAAUCGUGAGAAACUGGUCUGUAAAAUUGGAGAACAUCAGUGUGCAACUCUAAUCAGCAUCAGCAGGUCAGCAGAAAGGAAAGACAGCGGCCGAUUCUCCAUUAAUGAUGACAGAUCUGCAGGUCUCUUACGUGUGUUUAUCAGAGAGCUGAAUGUCCAGGAUUCUGGAGAAUAUAGGAUUACAGUCAGAGCUUCUGAAGACUACAGCUUGUUCUCUGAGUUUGAGCUGGUCAUCACAGACGAUGCUCCAAAAACUACAUCUUCAUCCUCAUCAUCACCAUCGUCAUCAUACAUUUCAACUUCACAAACUCCACUGUGCACAACUGUUUCAGAGAAGUCUAUCCUCACACCAUCUUUUACCACCAUAACAGACUAUUCUCUGAUCAUCCCUCUGGUUCUGGUUCUUCUGCUUCUGAUCAUCGCUGCUCUCUUAUUACUGUUUCACUAUAGGAAGCACCAGACUAAAGGUGGUGACUCUACAUCUCAGACUGCUCAUGGAAAUACUGGAGCGGUUUCUAAUAUUGGUUGUGAUUACAAGGAGAUUAAAGACACUCACAAACAAUUACCCACAAACCCCUCUGAGUUUUGUAGUGCUGUUUACGCCACUGCUCAACUACCCACAAACCCCUCUGAUUCCUGUCUUUACUCCAACGUUCAGGAAGCCUCUGGUGACUCUCAGAUCUGCAUCUCAUCUGCUGAGGAUGUGAAUUACGCAGUGGUGAAUUUCCACAAGACACCAGACUGUCCUGACAGUGUCCGUUUGAGGAAUCAUCAGGAGUGCAGUGAAUAUGCUGCUGUCAAUCAUCGUCUCACUGCUUGAAGAGACUUGAAUGAGCUGAGGGAUGUUACUUCACCUUAUCUCUGGCAUUAAGUUUGGGUGUUUUGGGCAUCUUAACUAACAGUGUAGUGUUUGGUUCUU
Molecule: messenger RNA, 1278 nt
Organism: Danio aesculapii
Lineage: Eukaryota; Metazoa; Chordata; Actinopteri; Cypriniformes; Danionidae
Product: CMRF35-like molecule 8
Exons: 7
Coding region: 1-1179 (392 amino acids)
Cellular component (GO): plasma membrane
Molecular function (GO): transmembrane signaling receptor activity
Source: RefSeq, a predicted model, not a curated record